This is a messenger RNA of Amoebophrya sp. A120, 442 nucleotides long. The record is from the annotation of a GenBank genome assembly. NCBI's taxonomy places the organism in Eukaryota, Dinophyceae, Syndiniales, Amoebophryaceae.
AUGGUAUGCUCGCUUUACACCUUCCGGAAACCAAAUAGAGAUAAGAUCCGCGAAGAUUUCAGAACUUGUGCCCCCGUUUCUAUCUCUUCUCCCCGACGUGCAAAGCGUAUUCGAGAAGAUCACGAAGCAAUAGCUAUUUUCAGGCUUCAGCACACCGAUGUCAUGAACUCUCCGCUGAGCUUUGAACUCGAAGGCUUCCGAUAUUUAUGUAGAAAGUAUCCCCUUUCCCUUUCCGUUGGCGUUGGUAUCUGUCUCCAGACUUUAAACGGUCACUUUGGCUUAAGUCAAUGCCCAAACUUGAGCUCCUGUUUCGAAAUUACAAGGUCAAGGCAACUGUGAGGUAAGGCAAAACUGUGCGACUACACAGGAAACAAGUUGGUAUGCCGCUAUCAAUCAACCAGGAUCAGGAUGGAUUGCGAUUGCCUCGCGCUCUCGGGCGUGC